AUGUCGGGGACAAACGUGUGGACUCGCAGUCGGGAGAGGAUGAGACGGUUCCCAGAGCUGUUUGCCCAGUGUUCUGGUGAGGUGCGUAACUACCAAACAAAAACACAUGUACUGAAAAAAUAUGUAAACGCAACAUGCAACAAUUUCAACGAUUUUACUGAGUUACAGUGGUCCUCUGUAGCUCAGCUGGUAGAGCACGGCGCUUGUAACGCCAAGGUAGUGGGUUCGAUCCCCGGGACCACCCAUACACAAAAAAAAAAAAAAAAUGUAUGCACGCAUGACUGUAAGUCGCUUCGGAUAAAAGCGUCUGCUAAAUGGCAUAUUAUUAUUAUUAUUAUUAUUAUUAUAUAAGGAAAUCGAUCAAUUGAAAUAAAUUCAUUAGGCCCUAAUCUAUGGAUUUCACAUGACUGGGCAGGAGCGCAGCCAGGUCCAGCCAAUCUGAAUGAGUUUUUCCCCACAAAAGGGCUUUAUUACAGACAGAAAUACUCCUCAGUUUCAUCAGCUUUCCGGGUCACUGGUCUCAGACGAUCCCGCUGGUGAAGAAGCCGGAUGUGGAGGUCCUGGGCUGGCGUGGUUACACGUGGUCUGUGGUUGUGUGGUCUGCGGUUGUGAGGCCGGUUGGACGUACUGCCAAAUUCUCUAAAACGACAUUAGUUGGCUUAUGGUAGAGAAACUAAUGUUAAAUUCUCUAGCAACAGCUCUGGUGGACAUUCCUGCAGUCAGCAUGCCUAUUGCAUGCUCCCUCAAGACUUGAGACAUAUGUGGCGUUGUGUGACACAACUGCACAUUUUAGAGUGACUUUUUAUUGUCCCCAGCACAAGGUGCACCUGUGUAAUAAUCAUGCUCCUUAAUCAGCUUCUUGAUAUGCCACACCUGUCUGGUGGAUGGAUUAUCUUGGCAAAGGAGAAACGCUCACUAAUCAUGAUGUAAACAAAUUUGUGCCAAAAAUUAGAGAAACUUUUUGUGCAUAUGGAAAAUUUCUGUUAUUUUAUUUCAGCUCAUAAAACAUGGAAUCAACACUUGACAUGUUGUUUAUAUUUCUGUUCAGUAUAGAUGGGCACUGUUAGCCAUACAUGAUCCAAAAGCAUAAAGCCAAGUUAAGUUGUCAUUCUGCCAAUGUGAGAACUUGUCCCAGUGUUUCCCCUGCCAUUGUAUAACUGGGGCAGCUCACCAAGGAAUUUGGCUUGUGGCCCUGUAUGAUGCUUUGGGGGGCCUCACUAAGAAAAUGAAAAAAAGUGAAGGGGAAACACUGCCGUGAACAAUAGAUGUAUCUAUUGUGUGUUUCCGCAAUCAUCCUCCAAUAUAAAUGUAAUCUAAAUACUGACUUCUGAAUAUCAUAUGUCCUCAGGCUGCAGCUUAUGGGAAGUGUGUGACAGCUACUACCACAGGCAGACAGGAGCUGAGAAAGGACCUGUGUGUUAAAGAGUUUGAUGCUCUGAAGACUUGCUUCGUUACAGCAGUGAGUGGCAUAUUACAGGUGUUCCAUAAUUAUACAUUUUGUCUGUCAUUGAUGUAUCAAUUCAAUUGACUUGAUCAUCUUAUUGUCUUGCAGGCCAAGAAGGGAGUGAAGUAG
Coregonus sp. 'balchen' is the source of this 1573-nucleotide messenger RNA. The record is from the annotation of a GenBank genome assembly. Lineage: Eukaryota; Metazoa; Chordata; Actinopteri; Salmoniformes; Salmonidae.